Molecule: messenger RNA, 1314 nt
Organism: Notechis scutatus (mainland tiger snake)
Lineage: Eukaryota; Metazoa; Chordata; Lepidosauria; Squamata; Elapidae
Gene: SLC38A8
Product: solute carrier family 38 member 8
Biological process (GO): amino acid transmembrane transport
Cellular component (GO): membrane
Molecular function (GO): L-amino acid transmembrane transporter activity
Source: RefSeq, a predicted model, not a curated record
AUGGAGGAGUUGGCUAGAGAGAGCAUCAGCUUGCUAGCUAAGCCAUCUCUGGAAUCUGAUAGCCCCCAACUUUCCUCCUUUGGUGCCAUCUUCAUCUUGCUAAAAUCUGCCCUUGGAGCAGGACUCCUGAAUUUCCCCUGGGCCUUCAAUAAAGCUGGUGGAAUGGCCCCAGCGAUCUACGUGGAACUGGGAUCUUUGAUAUUCCUUAUUAGUGGCUUAGUAAUCUUGGGUUAUGCUGCUUCCAUCAGCACUCAGACAACCUACCAAGGUGUGGUGAGAGAAAUCUGUGGGUCAGCUGUGGGCAAGCUUUGUGAAGUGUGCUUCAUCUUGAACCUCUUCAUGAUCUCCGUGGCCUUCCUCAGAGUUAUGGGAGAUCAACUGGAAAAAUUAUGUGACUCUUUCUCCCUCAACGAAACCCUGAAUGGAGACACUUUUCGCCCGCCCUGGUUUAUUGACCAACGUUUCACUUUGUCUACCUUGUGCCUCCUGGUUAUUUUCCCACUCUCCAUCCCAAGACAAAUUGGCUUCCAAAAAUAUACAAGUAUCCUUGGCACUUUAGCUGCCUGCUACCUGAUGCUGGUCAUCGUGCUGAAAUAUUAUCUCCGAACAGAUCACGCUGUCAAGCAGGAGCGUUUCCAUUCUGCUAGCUCUUGGGCCUCCAUGUUCAGCGUUGUCCCAACCAUCUGUUUCGGAUUUCAGUGUCAUGAAGCCUGUGUGGCCAUCUACUGCAGCCUGAGCGAUAAGAGACUCUCCCACUGGGUGGUGAUAUCUGUGUUGUCCAUGCUCUUCUGCUUGUUGAUAUACUCCCUGACAGGUUUGUAUGGCUACUUCACAUUUGGAGCUGACGUCGCGGCGGACAUCCUAAUGUCCUACCCUGGAAAUGAUGUGAUGGUUAUUGUAGCUCGGCUGUUAUUUGGCAUCUCCAUUAUCACCAUCUACCCCAUUGUCCUUUUCCUAGGCAGGUCUGUCCUGCAAGAUGUGUGCCUUGGCUCCAAGCAGGGCUGCAUCCAGAUGGAGACCAGCGAGAAAUGUAUGCGGAUUUUGCUGACCAUGGCCUGGGUGGUGGUCACCCUCAUCAUUGCCCUGUGUGUACCUGACAUCAGCGAGGUGGUCAGUGUCAUUGGAGGGAUUGGGGCCUUCUUCAUCUUCAUAUUUCCAGGGCUGUGUUUGGUGUUUGCAAUGGAGACGGAACCCUUCAGGCCAAGAACCAAGUCCUGCCUAAUUGCCUGGGGGAUGAUCACCGUCUUUUGUGGAGCUUUCAUCUUUGGGCAAAGCACAGCAUCUGCCGUCAUGGUCCUAUUGCACAAACUCUAG